AUGCAGCGCGUCCGGGCGGCAGAGGCGGCCUGUGAGUCGCGGCGGCUGGCGGGGAUGGGGCUGGCGGAGCAGCGGAAGGCCAUCGUGGCGGGUCUGCGGAAGUCCGUUGCGGAGAUGCGGCAGGACGUGCCCGGACUGAACAACGAGGACGUGCUCAAUCUGCUCAUGAUCAACCAGUACUACGACACCAUGAAGAGCGUGACGGAGAACAGCAGGGGCAGCCUCCUCUUCAUCGAGGGGGCGAGUGGGCUGCAGUCCUUCUCGAAGGAGCUGCGAAGCGGCAUGGCGCAGACAAUGCGAUGA
This is a messenger RNA of Trypanosoma rangeli, 303 nucleotides long. Its product is annotated as hypersensitive-induced response protein 1-like. NCBI's taxonomy places the organism in Eukaryota, Euglenozoa, Kinetoplastea, Trypanosomatida, Trypanosomatidae. The record is from RefSeq and is a predicted model, not a curated record. The coding region runs from base 1 to 303 and encodes 100 amino acids. The transcript has a single exon.